Molecule: messenger RNA, 1528 nt
Organism: Gadus macrocephalus (Pacific cod)
Lineage: Eukaryota; Metazoa; Chordata; Actinopteri; Gadiformes; Gadidae
Product: izumo sperm-egg fusion protein 1
Exons: 10
Coding region: 330-1322 (330 amino acids)
Biological process (GO): heterotypic cell-cell adhesion; sperm-egg recognition; fusion of sperm to egg plasma membrane involved in single fertilization
Cellular component (GO): acrosomal membrane; plasma membrane
Molecular function (GO): protein binding involved in heterotypic cell-cell adhesion; signaling receptor binding
Source: RefSeq, a predicted model, not a curated record
AACAUAAGUAUGCGUAUGUGUGGAACUAUUGGAAAUGUAGUUUAACGGCCGUUCACGCCAACCUUUCAUACGGUCUGAUUUUAACCUACAUUUUAACCUGAUUUUCAAUCUUUUGCCACACUUACUGAAAUGCAUGACUAUUGUUUCGUUCUCAUUGGACUUCUUCUUUGAACAUUUGUGUCAAGGAAACGUUACCCUUGAAAUCAAAUAGCAAAAGACGUUGUAGUUCGUUUCCUUGUUUACGUUUAAACUAGUCUUAGCAAACACAUCUUUGCGUCAAUUUGGUCAAUUUUUUUUACGGAACAUUUAAUCUUGGCAAAAAGACAUUCAUGAGGCCACAGCUCUUGGUGGUUAGCCUGUUGGCCCUGUGUCGCAUGCCUGCUGGGAGGGCCUGUCUGCAGUGUGACCGCAAGACCCGACUCCUGCACGAGGACUUCCUCCUGUCGGCUGCCAGCGUGGAGAAGCAGAUUGCCCUCACGGAUAUCAGGGACCACGCCUAUGUCACCUACAGGCAGACUAGCCAGGCACACCGUGGCGUCAUUGAUCCCACCACUUUUUACAGAGUAAGCACUGAGUACCACAGUGAAUUCAAUCGCAUCAAGAAGACCCUGCAACCAGGUUCAGGGACAAUUGACGCCAUUCAAAUCAUGGAGAAGGGCCGGAAAAUCUUAGAGAAGCACUUGGUUAUUUUCAUCCGUGAAGGACUGUGCCCUAACAAGUGUGGGCAGCUGUAUCAAAGAGUGAUAGACUGCUCCUCCUGCAAAUACAAGUUAUACAAUUGUCCUUCUCCCCCACACCAGCUGGACUGUGGCGAGCACCAUUUGGAGGCUGAAGAAGGGGACCAGGCUGUGUUGAACUGUUUCCUGCCCUGGCACAGCCUGAUUCAGGGAACACCAGAGUACCACUUUACCUGGGCUCCCGGCCCCCCUGGAUCCACACAGCUGGAAGAAAGCGAUUUCCAAACCCUGGUAGUCACCGAGGAGCCAUCGGUGGUGCUGAAUCAGCUGCACGCGAAAGAACAAGGGACGUACCGCUGUUCACUGCAGGACCGCAAGGCCACCGUCUUCUCCACAGUCACCUUCUUUCUCACUGUCACAGCUCUGCCCACCCAAACUCCCAUGCAGCUAAUCACGUUGCCCACCCUGCCUCCAAGAUACACCUCAUCGACUCUUCCACUUACCAGAUACCAGUUGCUGUCUAUCAUUGCCACGGUGACCGCCCUCAGCCUGGUAGCCAGCAUAGGCCUCACAGUGGCCCUUGGACUGACAAUGAAGAGGAAGAUGAAGGAGCUAAGAGCAAGGAGAAUGGUGUCAGUUUAUUAACAAAGUUUCAGCUCCCGAAAUAAAACUCCAACUCAACGCUUAUCAUUCUCUGCAGUCAAGGCUUUAAUCCUAUCAUGGGAUAUUUACGAUUCAGUCCUUUAGCAGAUGCUAUUAUCCAAAUGAUAUCAAGUAGCAGGUAGGGGUUUGUUUUAUUCCUCAAGUGUGGGCAGUUGGUUAAGGGAAUAUAAAAGUACAGUUUCAUUAGA